UCCGAGGCCUGCGCGUGGGCCCGGACGGUCGCUUCUGUGGCUGUUUUCCGAUAGUUUGGGGUGGGGUGGCUUGGCCCGGUUCGCGAAGCUUGCGGACGCGCCCUGGCGGCCCCGCCACACCGCCGGAGUCCAACUCCAAGCGGCGAAGGCACUUUGAGGGAAUGGCGUCCUCGGAGGGAGACUUUUGUCACGCCUGAGGCGGGCCUGAGAUGUCUCACCUUAGUGCUCACCUGGACCUCGCUCCUUUUACAGAAGGUGAUUCUGGGCUGGCCUGUGACUUGCUCUGACCAGUGGAAUGUGCUGGAAGUGAUGCUAUGCCCUUGGGAGGCUGCGCUGUGCCGUAAAGGAGCUCAGGCUAGAUUACUGGCUGAUGAGAGGCCACGCAGAGAGGGAGAGGCCAGGAGGAGGAACCUGAGGUGCCAGAGGUGAAUGAAGCCUUCCCACCCAGCCCACCUACUGUUGGAAUGCAGUCUCCAGAACAAGCUACAAUCUCAGAGGAGGAGAAACCACAGUGAAGGAGGGACUAAAGGCAGCUGCGUCGGAACCUGGAAGGUUCCAUAGGUCAGAAGCCUGAGAUGAGUCUCACUGGGCUUAAAUCAAGGAUUGAUGUCAGCGGAGCUGCAUUCCUUGCGGGAGGCUCUGGGGAGAAAUCAUUCUCUUUUCCAGCUUCUAGAAGCUGUCUACACUCCUUGGUCAUGGUCCCCUUCCAUCUUCAAAGCCAGCAAGUCUUUCUGACAUCUCAUUACUGUGACAUUGACUCUCCUGCCUCCCUCUUUCACAUCCCUGAUAUUGCAGAGCCUGAGGAAGGCCGACUCACCACCAUCUUAUUUUACUGAGGAAGGAACCAAGGCCUAGAGGGACAUCAGUGUGUCCAGGUGUCAAAACUAACGGAUGGCAGUGAGAGACAAGAGCCUCACCUCCCUUCUAACCUAGGCCUCAUCCCAUGGGCCUUCCCUCCUUUUGAAGAAUGGCUCCUUCUUGGCAGAGGCUGGGUUUAUAUGCCUCUCUUCUGAAAAGGCAGCUACGUGAUGGUCCAGAUGUCAUCAAAUGGGGAAGGAGAGUGAUUCCAGGAUGUUCCAGAGGUAUUUACAGUGCCACGGGAAAGUGGACCAAAGAGUAUACGCUGCAGACAAGAAAGGAUGUGGAGAAAUGGUGGCAUCAACGAAUAAAAGAACAGGCCUCCAAAAUUUCAGAAGCUGAUAAAUCAAAGCCCAAGUUUUACGUGCUUUCCAUGUUCCCUUAUCCUUCCGGCAAGCUGCACAUGGGCCACGUGCGUGUGUACACCAUCAGCGACACCAUUGCACGCUUCCAGAAGAUGAGAGGGAUGCAGGUUAUCAAUCCCAUGGGAUGGGAUGCAUUUGGAUUGCCUGCCGAAAAUGCUGCGAUCGAGAGGAAUCUACAUCCAGAAAGUUGGACACAGAGUAAUAUUAGACACAUGAGGAAACAACUUGAUCGACUGGGCCUGUGUUUCAGCUGGGAUAGAGAAAUAACCACGUGUUUACCAGAUUACUACAAAUGGACUCAGUAUCUCUUUAUUAAACUCUAUGAAGCUGGACUGGCCUAUCAAAAAGAGGCCUUGGUUAACUGGGACCCAGUGGAUCAAACAGUGCUUGCCAAUGAGCAGGUGGAUGAACAUGGCUGUUCGUGGCGUUCUGGAGCGAAGGUGGAACAGAAGUACCUCAGACAGUGGUUUAUUAAGACAACUGCUUAUGCAAAGCCCAUGCAGGACGCGCUGGCAGACCUUCCGGAAUGGUACGGAAUAAAAGGCAUGCAGGCCCACUGGAUCGGGGACUGUGUGGGCUGCCAUUUGGACUUCACAUUAAAGGUUGAUGGGCAAGUCACAGGAGAAAAGCUGAGCGCCUACACGGCCACCCCCGAGGCCAUUUACGGCACCGCCCACGUGGCCAUCUCUCCCAGCCACAGACUCUUACAUGGGCACAGCUCUCUGAAGGAAGCCUUUCGGAAGGCUCUCAUCCCUGGCAAAGAUUGCCUCACGCCCGUGACAGCUGUGAACAUGCUCACCCAGCAGGAAGUCCCUGUUGUCAUCUUGGCCAAAGCUGACUUUGAGGGCUCUCUGGAUGCAAAAAUAGGAAUUCCCAGCACCAGCUUAGAGGACACUGUCUUAGCCCAAACCCUGGGCCUGUCGUACUCUGAAGUCAUUGAAACCAUGCCAGAUGGCACGGAGAGACUGAGCAGCUCUGCGGAGUUCACAGGUAUGAACCGGCCGGAUGCAUUUCUAGCCCUGACUCAGAAAGCCCGGAGGAAGAGAGUGGGCGGAGAGGUGACAAGUGAUAAACUGAAGGACUGGCUGAUCUCUCGGCAGCGGUACUGGGGCACGCCCAUCCCCAUGGUCCACUGCCCGGCCUGCGGUCUUGUGCCCGUGCCUCUGGAGGACUUGCCUGUGACCUUGCCCAGCAUCACCUCUUUCACUGGCAAGGGAGGCUCCCCACUGGCCUCGGCUUCGGAGUGGGUGAAUUGCUCCUGCCCUAGGUGCAAGGGAGCAGCCACGAGAGAGACAGAUACGAUGGAUACCUUUGUUGAUUCUGCUUGGUACUACUUCAGAUAUACCGACCCUCAGAAUACUCAGAGCCCUUUCAGCACAGCGUUGGCAGAUUACUGGAUGCCUGUGGAUUUGUACAUUGGAGGGAAAGAACAUGCUGUCAUGCACUUGUUCUAUGCAAGAUUCUUUAGUCAUUUUUGCCAUGAUCAAAAAAUGGUCAAGCACAGAGAGCCUUUUCAUAAACUGCUGGCCCAAGGCCUUGUCAAGGGGCAGACGUUCCGCCUACCAUCUGGACAGUAUCUACAGCGAGAGGAAGUAGAUCUCACAGGUUCUGUUCCUGUUCAUGCAAACACGAGGGAGAAGUUAGAGGUGACUUGGGAGAAGAUGAGCAAAUCCAAGCACAAUGGCGUGGACCCCGAGGCCGUUGUGGAGCAGUACGGCAUUGACACCAUCCGGCUCUACAUCCUUUUCGCCGCCCCUCCUGAGAAGGAUAUCUUGUGGGAUGUAAAAACCGACGCUCUCCCUGGGGUGCUGAGAUGGCAGCAGCGUCUCUGGUCCUUGGCAACUCGAUUUAUCGAGGCCAGGGUUUCUGGGAAGGUUCCCAGGCCUCAGCUGUUGAGUAACGAGGAGAAAGCCGAGGGCAGGAAGCUGUGGGAGUACAAGAACUCCAUCAUCUCUCAGGUGACUGCCCAUUUCACAGAGGACUUCUCACUGAAUUCUGCGAUUUCUCAACUGAUGGGACUCAGCAGUGCCCUCUCGCAAGCUUCUCAGAGAGUUGUUCUCCACAGCCCUGAGUUUGAGGAUGCUCUCUGCGCCCUGAUGGUGAUGGCUGCUCCCAUGGCCCCUCACAUAACCUCGGAGCUCUGGGCAGGCCUGGCGCUGGUGCCAAGGAAGCUGUGUACUCACUACGCCUGGGACACCAGUGUGCUGCUUCAAGCCUGGCCAGCUGUGGACCCGCAGUUCCUCCAGCAGCCCGAUGUCGUACAGAUGGCGGUUCUGAUCAACAACAAAGCCUGCGGCAAAAUCCCUGUGCCCCAACAAGUUGCCCAGGACCAGGACAAAGUCCACGAACUGGUUCUCCAAAGUGAACUGGGUGUCAGGCUCUUACAGGGGCGAAGCAUCAAGAAGGCCUUCCUCUCCCCGCGAACCGCCCUCAUCAACUUCCUGGUACAGGAGUGACUGCAGGGAUGCUGCGGCUACCACGAGGGCUUGAGGCACCUCCUCCAGGGUGUAAAAUUUGCUGUGAAGUGAAGCGGAACGGAGCUGGUUCCAGCCUCGGAUGGAACCAAUCUCGGAGCCCGCUGCAGCUCAACAGGGAGUCUGCUCAUGUGCGCCGCAGAUGGUGAUGCCGCCAUGGAUGUGGCCCGCAGAGCCAGUCAUAAGGAAGAGCAAGUCCACCGCAGGGGGUGGGACUGAUGCCACCCAGGCAUCUCCUCCUGUGCUUGAGCCACUGCAGUUGGCUGCCAGGGAGACCCUGUGUCAUUGUAUAUUAGGGUGAUCCUGGGUUUCUGUGAAGUCAGCUAUCAGGUGCUCUUACCAGAACUGGCCUAAGCCACUGAUUACUAUUUGAUAGGGGAAGGAGGAGGAGAAUCUAGGGAGGAGGAGAAUCUAGCCAUUUUGUGACACUGAAAAUCUGUAUUCAUUCUCUGAUGCCUUUUUCUGAAGUAGCCUCAGAUGUGGUCCCCUGCACUUCAGCAGUUAACAGAUGACUUUUUUUAAUGGAAUAAAAUGUUUGUCAUGUA
Molecule: messenger RNA, 4242 nt
Organism: Lagenorhynchus albirostris (white-beaked dolphin)
Lineage: Eukaryota; Metazoa; Chordata; Mammalia; Artiodactyla; Delphinidae
Gene: LARS2
Product: leucyl-tRNA synthetase 2, mitochondrial
Exons: 26
Coding region: 968-3679 (903 amino acids)
Biological process (GO): leucyl-tRNA aminoacylation; mitochondrial translation
Cellular component (GO): mitochondrion
Molecular function (GO): leucine-tRNA ligase activity; aminoacyl-tRNA deacylase activity; ATP binding
Source: RefSeq, a predicted model, not a curated record